UGCUCUGGUCUCAGCUGGACUGUUUCUUUUCACCCGUUUCACUGUUCAUUAGAAAACAGGAUGGUGUCCCCUGCGAUCGCCUUGGCCUUUCUCCCCCUCCUGCUGACACUGAUAAUCAGGUACCGCUACUACUUUGUGCUGUUCUAUCGGGCCGUCCUGGUUAGGAUUUGGAAGGACUGUGUGACCGGUUUGAGCAGAGAGGAGCGUGCGUUCCAGUACGUUCUGACCAAUGCCACGCCCGGAGACCCCGACAGCAUCCUGGAGGCCUUCGAUUACUGGUGCAGCAAGGUGGAGUUCAUCAGCAACAUUGGGCCUAAGAAAGGCAAGAUCCUGGACCGUCUGCUGAUGGAGCAAAGCCCUUUGACGGUGCUGGAGCUGGGAGCUCAUUGUGGCUACAGCACGGUCAGAAUUGCCCGGGCUCUGCCCCUGGGCGCCCGGCUCUACAGCAUCGAGAUGGAUCAAAGGAACGCUGCCAUCGCUGAGAAAAUCAUCCGUCUGGCAGGAUUCGACGAUGACACGGUGGAGCUCAUCGUGAAUCCAUCUGAUGAGGUAAUUCCUCGGCUGCGGUCUGACUACAACUUGGAGAGGCUGGAUUUUGUCUUCAUGGACCAUUGGAAGAAAUGCUACCUGCCUGACCUGCAGUUGCUGGAGGCCUAUGGUCUGCUGGGGAAAGGAUCUAUGAUCGUAGCUGACAACGUGCUGUUCCCCGGGGCUCCGAAGUUUCUCCGAUACCUCCGGAAGUGCGGCCUGUAUGAAUGGAAGAUCCACCGUGCCACGCUAGAGUACAGCAAGGGCAUCAGGGAUGGGAUGGCCGAGCUGGUCUACCAGGGAAUUAAAUAAAAUAUGCAUC
Fundulus heteroclitus (mummichog) is the source of this 850-nucleotide messenger RNA. RefSeq names its product transmembrane O-methyltransferase (gene tomt). Gene Ontology annotation, biological process: dopamine metabolic process; catecholamine catabolic process; developmental process. Lineage: Eukaryota; Metazoa; Chordata; Actinopteri; Cyprinodontiformes; Fundulidae. Gene Ontology annotation, molecular function: catechol O-methyltransferase activity. The transcript has 5 exons. The coding region runs from base 61 to 840 and encodes 259 amino acids. The record is from RefSeq and is a predicted model, not a curated record.